GCGCGCCAAACUAGAUGUCAAACAGACGGACUUUAAGCCAAACAAGUUGAUUUCAUACAUAAUAAAAUCGCGUUUCCACCUGAUUCUAAAUGGAUUAUUCACUUGUUGUAAGCAGAUUUUAAAUCGUCAAAAUAAAAUUACGAGAUCGUAUAUUAAUUUAACUUCAAAAAGCUUAAUUUAUCUGAAAUAAAUGUCAAAAUAAUCGCUCGCGUUUAUGCAAUGGCCGGAACACAACCAUCAUACAUCGAGUCGCCAUGGGACAGAGCUUUAGCCACGUAUGACGAAGUUAUGGCAGAUAGAGAAAAUGUUGUCAGACUGGAGUUGCAGAUCAAUCAGCGGGCAGGCUGGAAUGAGAACCUUGAGGUGGCAAGCUGGAAAAAACGCAUCCGCAAUGAGGCUGACAUCGUCAAGUCAGAGAUGAGGAUGGCAGCUAAGGCUGCACUUGCUGUCAGACGUGUAGCCUUGAAGCAGCUCUUUGAGCGAGAGUUUGAGGUGUGGGAGAAGGAGCUAGGACUGCAGGGCAAGACGUUCUACAAGCAGCGAAUAUAGGACACUGCCAUAGACCCACUGCCUACGAGAAUGAAUGAACUGUUAUCGAUUGUCAUUUUGUGUUUUUGAAGGUUCAAGAAGAGGUCAAUUUUCCAGAGUAUUUGAGAAUGCUUUUACCUUUGUAGACCUUAUAUGCAUUUUGCAAAAAAAUGUUGGCAGGAAAUUAUAAGAAUUAUUUUACAUAAAUCAGCCAUUUAAAUAAAUAUAUAAAUUAUAUUAAGGGUACAUUGAUAUGGUAUACUACAGCAUUAUUAUUGUAUUACUAGAUAGUCUGUGAUUUGUAAAGGAUGUUUAUUUUUUGUCAAUCCUUUCAAUCCUUUAAACAUUUUAUGUCUUGAGAUUAUACUGGUAUGCAUAUACUUGUUGUUAAUUUUGAAAAGAUAAUACUUAUUUUGAAAAUGUACACAUAAUGACAUGUAAACAGCAUUCCGUCCAUUUAUAGUUAACUGAAUAUUACCGGUAUAUAGAUAAGAUGUUCAUUAUCAGUAUAUAUAUAGAUUAAAAUAAAUUGAUUAUGUUUAGAUACAAA
This is a messenger RNA of Dreissena polymorpha, 1078 nucleotides long. RefSeq lists its product as uncharacterized. Bases 220 to 549 code for a protein of 109 amino acids. NCBI's taxonomy places the organism in Eukaryota, Metazoa, Mollusca, Bivalvia, Myida, Dreissenidae. The record is from RefSeq and is a predicted model, not a curated record. The transcript is spliced from 4 exons.